AACACGAGCCGCACCACGUGACUGUCGUUCGUGGGCUCUCGCGCGCUCCAAUUCGAACUCCUGGCCGUUGGACACCAGCUGCUGCGGAGCGCGAACGCACGUCAGAACUACAACUCCCAUGAGACACCGCGGACAGCCCCACCCGCUUAUCGGCGGAAUUGCGCAAGCGCGGGAUGUCUAACAGCAGCAUAGAUAAUGUAGUCCAAACUGCGUCUACUGGGUGAAAUCUUGCGAGGAGAGUCUGACCUAACUUUUUGAGGACUGAAAGGCGAAGGAAAAUUGUGUUUUUGAUGUUACGAACAGGGGGGAACAGAUGUGAGAGUGCCCAGAGGCGGAGGUUGCUAACCGUUGUGAAGUAGCGAUUGUACACAUUGCUCAGAGCAAAGUCAACAAGAUACAGGCUUGUGGGCAAAUGGAAGAAAACUGGAGAGGGCAAACAGGACAGCACUUAUAUAGUUCAUGGUAGGGCCCUGCAGAGUGCUGCAAAGCAGAGACAGAGGGAUGCAGCUUCACAGUUCCUUCAAAGUAGAGUCGCAGGGAGACAGGAUUGUGAAGGAGGCGUUUGGUACCCUUACCCUCAUUGACAGAAAAUAGUGCACAGAGGUAACAUUGAGGCUCUCCAAAGGCCAGGAUGAAAUGGAGAAUGUGGUACAUCACCCCAAACUUGAAGAGUCUCUCUGGCAUUCUUGUAAAGAUUACCCUGUUUGCAGGUGCUUUCCUUAUUCCCUACAUUCUGAUGCUGGCAGUCGCUGGGAUGCCAAUGCUUUUCUUGGAAACUCCCUUUGGGCAGUUUGCCAACCUCGGACCGGUUGCAGUGUGGAAAGCCAUGCCCAUGUUACAGGCACGCCUUCAGUAACAGAAGAAUCUUUCAGCAGUGACCAAAUGGACCAAAGAAAAUUUGCUUUAUCUGGGUUCUCUCAGACUCACCAUCAAACACGUGCUCCAAAGCACAUGGUUGCUACUAAUAAUCCUGUGAGUGAAGGUGAUGAGAAUGUGGAGCGAGGUAACUGGACCUCAAAGACUGACUACCUGCUCUCAGUGAUUGGUUCUGCAGUUGGUCUGGGCAAUGUCUGGAGAUUCCCGUAUUUGGCUUACAGAAACGGAGGAGGUACUGUCAUGAAAUCCAAAAUAUAGGGAAGAUAAAAAAUUUACAGAGAACAAUUAAAUGGCAUAAAAAGGUUGCAUUAAAUGAACCAGGUAGCAAUUUAGCCUGCAAUCACCAACAGUUAUGCUAUCCACCCUUACUCCACACAAGGACGUGAUUAAGUUUCAAUUAUAAAGACAUAGUGUCUGCAAUUUAACACAAAUGUAUGAUCACUAAUAGGCACUACAAAAAUAACUAACCUUUGUGACAAGAUGGAAGCUGAUGCUGACUUCAAGAUGUCCAAUUGGUGACUGGUAGUUUACUUCACUGUUUCAGUGGUGUUAGUUGUGAUUUCUUUUGGAGACUGUGGAGAGCACAAAGGACAACAGAGCACAGCAUCUCAGAAAGGGCUUCAAUUUCAAAUGUUUUGUUCAGAGAUGACAGUUUAGUGGACAUCAACCAUCAGUGAUUCUUGCAAUAUGUUGGGUCACUAACUUGGACAAUAUGAAUUUUAGGAACCACCUCAUUAUGCACCUGUUAGCACUCAGUAGCACCCAGAUGAACUACUUGUUGUGAUUUAUUGUUGCUUAUGUUGUAAUGCUGCCAAUGUUGCUUCACACUGGCAAAGGGCUCAAGUAUCUUCUUCAGGUGUGUAUCAAGUGAGAAAAAGAACAUUGUGUGUUACAAGUAAUAUUCUGCUGCACUGAUCCUUAAGUCUCUGUGUAAUGAUCCACCUAUACUCAGCAUAUUAUGUUAAAACUCUGAUAGGACUCCUUACACUUGACACAGCUAGACUCGCUGCCUUCUUGAACCUUGCAGUAUAUUUUCUUACCCACCUACCUCCCCCUAUCCCGCACACUCACUUGUCUACAUCCUACAUGCUCACCUUAUACACUUGUUUUCUGAGGCUUUGGGACAUUUAAGCCUCCACUUACUAGAAUAUGGCAGCUAGUGCUGUAAAAAAGGGGAAUAACUUGGUUCCUCCCAAUGGCUCUGUAUUCAGGAUUCAGAUGGAUUGAAGAUACACUGCAUAUUUCUCCAGUGUGGACCUUUGUACGCCAGCACGUAGAUACAGGAUAAAAAUGUAAUUGUUACAACAAAUAGCUGCUAUUAAUUCUAUUGCUCUCAGAGACUCUGCCAGAUCUGUUGAAUAUUUCUUACAUUUUCUAUUUUUUAGCUCCGAUUUCCAGCAUCCAUUGAAUUUUCCUUUUCUUACUUUGCAGUCUGUAUCGCAUCCUAUUAAAAUCAGCCCUUCCUACGUUGAGAAUUUUCCUGGCUAUUUCAUGUUUGCUGUUAUCUUGUUGAACUUGUGUAUUAUGAUCAUUAUUGAAUAACU
Messenger RNA from Chiloscyllium plagiosum (whitespotted bambooshark), 2420 nucleotides. NCBI's taxonomy places the organism in Eukaryota, Metazoa, Chordata, Chondrichthyes, Orectolobiformes, Hemiscylliidae. The record is from RefSeq and is a predicted model, not a curated record.